AGUGGUAGAUCUUUGGGACCAGGGGAGAUCAGGUGGAAGUUUGGAGAAGCUCUGUAGCGCUGUAGCUCUCCGCUGUGUAAGUGCGAGGCUGUGUGCAGGGAUGGCGGGCUGCAGCGCGGUGCUGUGAGAGGAGCGUGUUUUUCUCCGGGACUGAGACACGCCGCCGCCGCCGCUGUUGGGCCACAUUAAAGCGCAGUCAUGCUGAGUUUCCUGCGACGGACCUUGGGCCGGCGCUCUGGUCGUAAGCACGCUGAGAAAGCUCGGCUCCGGGAAGCCCAGCGUGCACAAACGCAUAUCCCUGCAGCCGGAGAUGCCACGUCCAUCAUCACUUGCCGGGUGUCGCUGCUGGAUGGCACGGACGUCAGCGUCGACUUGCCGAAAAAAGCCAAAGGUGAGGAGCUGUUUGACCAGAUCAUGUAUCACCUGGAUAUCAUUGAGAAGGAUUACUUCGGCCUGCGCUUCAUGGACUCCGCACAAGUGCCGCACUGGUUGGAUGUGACAAAAAGCAUUAAAAAGCAAGUCAAAAUCGGUCCUCCGUAUUGUCUGCACAUGCGGGUUAAGUUCUAUUCCUCAGAGCCCAACAACCUCCGUGAGGAGUUAACACGGUACCUAUUUGUCCUACAGCUGAAGCAGGACAUCCUCAGCAGCAAAUUAGAGUGUCCCUUCGAUACAGCGGUGGAGCUGGCAGCCUUCUCUCUACAGGCUGAGCUGGGCGACUACGACCCUGCAGAGCAUGGCCUUGACCUGGUGUCGGAGUUCCGCUUUGUUCCAGAGCAGACGGAGGAGAUGGAGUUGGCCAUCUACAACGCCUGGAAAGAGUGCAGGGGCCAGAUGCCUGCACAGGCUGAGAUAAACUACUUGAAUAAGGCCAAGUGGCUGGAGAUGUAUGGAGUUGACAUGCAUAUGGUCAAGGCCAGAGAUGGAAAUGAGUACAGUUUGGGAUUGACUCCCACUGGAGUGCUCGUGUUUGAGGGCGAAACCAAGAUCGGCCUGUUCUUUUGGCCCAAGAUCACACGGUUAGACUUCAAAAAGAGCAAGCUGACCCUGGUGGUGGUGGAGGACGACGAACAGGGCAAAGAGCAGGAGCACACGUUUGUAUUUCGCAUGGAUCAUCCCAAGGCCUGUAAGCACUUAUGGAAGUGUGCAGUGGAGCAUCAUGCCUUCUUCAGGCUGCGCGGCCCCGUCCAGAAGGGAUCCUCUCGCUCGGGCUUCAUCCGCAUGGGCUCCCGUUUCAGAUACAGUGGAAAGACAGAGUACCAGACCACGAAGGGUAACAAAGCUCGGCGAUCGGCUACGUUCGAGAGGCGGCCCAGUCGCCGCUACUCCAGGAGAACCAUGCAGAACAGAGGUCCAUACGUUCCCAAAUCCCAAGCGAACCAGAAUAAUGGAGUAAGUCCCAGUCAAGAGACAAAGUAUAUCCAGUCUCAGCCUGCAUGGCCUGGAGUGUCCCCGGUUUCCAGCCAGCCCUCGGCACAGGGUCCGCUGACCAUCGAAGCUCUCCCUAGGAGUCCUGGCGGUAGCCAAUCAGUGAAGAGAAGCAUGCCCGAUGUCGUGGACCUGCUGGAGACCUGCGUGGACGACAUCAUGCGGACACCUGUUCCCAUGGCGACGGCAGGCUCGUCUGAAGAGGCAGGGCCUAGUGCUUCUGCGUCCGCCCCCAGCACAGGCGUUGAGAACCUGUCUCUGGCUGACGCGGCAGCUCGGCUAAAGCAGCUGGAGAUCGAGAGCACGCCGACCUCUGCUCCCGCUCUCUCCAACAUCAAUGUCAACAUGAACAACCAGGAGGAGGUGCUGAAGCUGACGGAGAAGAGCUUGAGCAGUGUGAGCAGCAGUCCUGUCCUGAGCCAGCUUAAGGCACCAGAUGAGCUCAAGAGCAACAUUCUCAAAGCACAGGCCGAGGCAGUGCUCAGGGGGACAAGAGAAGAGAUUGGAGGCACAGGAGAAAAGAACUGUAACCUCCAGGAAGCAGCAACCAGACUGAAGGGUCGAGGGGGGCAGACGGGGAGCACUUCCUCUCUAACCUCGGCCAGUCGGGAGGCGCCGAUGCAGAGCUGCUCCAGCAGCCCCGAAGUAGGAGCAGAUGAGUCCUUCUCCUCUUUAUCUAGUGUGCCUGCCGAACCAGUGAAUGAAGCCCCCCCACCCAAGGACAAAACAGAGGAGUGGGAGGUGCAUAAAGCCCCCAAGGUCGAUAACCUGAUAGACUUCACUGAUCCUGCACCAGCACAGGUGCUGCCGCCCAAACCCAUUAUUACACCUCGGUGGAUAGUUCCAGCAGCUCCACAGACCGACACCUUUACUAACGGCCUCCUAGAGCUUGACAAAGUAAAGACGGCAGCGCAGCAUAGCACAGGGGGCGCUCCUGCCCCGCUCCCGCGUCUUUCUCACACUCAUAAUGUGAUUGCCACCAGCAUUGUGGCUCACCCCCCAAGGAACAACCACAGACCCAGGGGCCUGCUGACCACUGAACUCUAAGAAACUCAUGUCCAGCAGUAUUGACUACUUUGCCCUUUAAAAAAAAAUAAUUAUCCCCCCCAACAAACAUUCCAGAGGAACACCGCUUGCAGGCGUUCCAGCGCAGAGACUCGAAAGAGUGCGUGUACAAGAAUAGCCAUGAUACCAGGACCCACCUCCGGCGCUGCGCUGCGAUCUCACGCUGUAAUAAUAAGGCAGGACGCAGAAGACGACACUACUUUCCCGCUAUUCUCAUCACAGUGACUCUGAGGACUUGUGAGCCGUGGUGCCGCUCUGCCCUCUGCUGUUCUCCCGCAUCCUCCUGGUACUUCACUGUGAAAAGAGCAAGCAGCCGCGCCACUGUGGAUCCCUGACACUGGAAACUUUAAUUUAUAGUAAUGACAUGAUCUUUUUACCUUCGGCUUCUUGUGGUACGAGACAUUUAGUGUUCAGUAUUCAGUAUAAGCUUUUAAACACUUCACAUAUGUAAUACUGGACAACAUUCAGUCUUUAAGUGAUUGAGCCAAUUUUAUUAUUAUAAUUAUUAUUAUUUUUUUAAUCCACACUACCCGUGUUGGUUUUAUUUUCGUAGUUGCGUUAAGACCUGCCUUAUUUUAACAGUGUAUGCAACAGGUGUUACAUUUAUAGUUGGUUACCGUAUAAAUCUAUAUUUUUCUUUAUUAAUCCUCGUUUUCUGGAACUGAUUUCGAUUCACUACGACAAUUCACUGGAAAUGUAGUGCUAGCGGUACGUAACGAUAAUCGUCAUUUAGUCACGACACUGUUUAUAGGGACUGUGAACGCUGAGACGGCGCUGAAUGCUAGCUAGUAUAUAACCUAGCUGUGUUCGUUAUCGUCAACUUUCGAGCGUCUCGUUGUCAUACCGUUUAUUAUCCAGGUCAUGUACCUAGAAGAUUAGCUGGAAAAAAAUAUUGAAAUAUCACUAGAUGCUAAAAUAAUUUUGAUAUGUAUGCUCUAAGACUGUAUAAUUUUUUUUUCAUUAAUGUUAAGUGUUUUCAUAUCCACCAGCUUAUCCGUUUGUCAAAUUCUUUACAACUGUGGUAGUUUCUUAUGCCCUCUGUCUUUAAUUUAUUCCCCCUUUCUCUCUCUCUCUCUCUCUCCCUCUCUCUCUCUCUAUGGUAAGAGCACGCUGUCUCACCCUGUAGAUAUAUUUCUGACUUCUUUAGAUAUCACUGUACUGAUGUAUAUCAUUUAUUUACACUGAAGAACAAUAGAGCACCUUUUAUUGUCAUUUUGUAUGGUUUAGCUUGUUCUCCAAGUAAAAUGUAUUUUAACACUA
Messenger RNA from Clarias gariepinus (North African catfish), 3750 nucleotides. RefSeq names its product erythrocyte membrane protein band 4.1 like 5 (gene epb41l5). Gene Ontology annotation, molecular function: cytoskeletal protein binding. Gene Ontology annotation, cellular component: cytoskeleton. NCBI's taxonomy places the organism in Eukaryota, Metazoa, Chordata, Actinopteri, Siluriformes, Clariidae. The transcript is spliced from 26 exons. The record is from RefSeq and is a predicted model, not a curated record. Bases 199 to 2472 code for a protein of 757 amino acids.